GCUUCUUCUUUUUCCAUGAUAACAGCAUCAAUUUGUUUAUCAUCAAGCUUGAUUUUGACUCCUGUGACGCUGAAGAAUUUGUCAAUCGGGAACUUAUAGAUAACUUCAAUUGGAGAUUUCUGAUCGUUCUCAAACGUCUGGGUGUAGUCGAUGUUUGCAGUCGAGUUGAAAACUCUUGUAUCGAGGUGAGACUUCUUUAAUGGAACUUCUUUAUUUUCAUUCGUUGUGUCAUAAAGUCCGCCAACAUUAUUGAUGUACCAGUUAGGCUUUCUAGGUUUUCUUCAUCUACAACAAGAUCUUCCACUGAAGAUCUUCUGGUAAUUAGCUACAGGAAGGUUAUCGCCAGACACAGAGAGAGUCUCUGCCUCGACCUCCUUUCUUGUUGAUAAUUUCUUUGGUUUUUGGACUUCUUCAGAUUUACAUCAAAACAUCUGUAUUUACUUAAUUAAUGAUUAAAAUUUUUGGCUUAUAUAGUCGCCUAAAAAUUUCAUUCUGGUCGAAAAGUUGGUUGAUCUUUGAGCAAUUUCCGAGGAAUGACAAAGGCACUACUGAGGAAAGGGAGAAAGUAGCAAUGUAAGCUAAUCUCACUUGCAGAUUUUCAUGCAACCACCAUGCAAC
Moneuplotes crassus is the source of this 618-nucleotide messenger RNA. NCBI's taxonomy places the organism in Eukaryota, Ciliophora, Spirotrichea, Euplotida, Euplotidae. The record is from the annotation of a GenBank genome assembly.